Mycotypha africana is the source of this 432-nucleotide messenger RNA. RefSeq lists its product as uncharacterized. The coding region runs from base 1 to 432 and encodes 143 amino acids. The record is from RefSeq and is a predicted model, not a curated record. Lineage: Eukaryota; Fungi; Mucoromycota; Mucoromycetes; Mucorales; Mycotyphaceae. The transcript has 2 exons.
AUGACCGGAAAGGAAGCAAUGACUUCAACGGAGCAAUUGCUAAAAUGCAUAUUCAUCUCUUUUUGUACCGUAUCUGAAUUUCAGUCUCGUCUAGACGGUUCACAAUUCAAAUUCAGAAGAUUCCUUUUAGAAAAAAUUUCCCCCAAUCUACUUAGCGAACAGCAGUUUUACCGAUGCUGCGGGCAAGUAAGCCGUUUCCUUCAUUAUAUUCUUGAUCCGACAAAAGCGGUGCUUCGAGGAAUAUCACAAAGUUCUGCAGCCUUUGGAAUCGAAUGUUCAUCCUCUAGAAUAACACUUAUCGGGCGGGUAGUGGCAUUCUCGUCGUACUUUAUAAAUUUGCUAUGCUUCUUUGUAUUUGAUAGAGUGCUUAUAUCUCCUGUUAAUUUUUUAAGGCUUCUUCUAUCGUUUCAGCUUGUUGGAAUUGCUGUAUAG